CUCACAUAUAUAAAUAUAGACAGUUCCUCUUCAUGAUUAUUUGCCCAAUUUCAAGUAAAAUUUUAGACCCUUGCUGUAAAUCCUACAUUUUUUUGUCGAUUAGUCCCAUGGAAAUUCAGUCCCAACAACAAAUUCAGCUGAAACUGCAGCCAAAGUCAAGCAAUCCUAGUGUUAGCAAAGGGUCCAAAUUCAAAGGAAGAAACAACAAUAAGGUUAACAAGUUUGUAGGUGUGAGGCAAAGGCCUUCAGGUAGAUGGGUGGCUGAAAUCAAAAACACAACACACAAGAUUAGGAUGUGGCUUGGUACCUUUGAGACUGCUGAAGAAGCUGCUCGAGCUUAUGACGAAGCCGCUUGCCUUCUCCACGGUUCCAAUACUCGGACCAACUUCAUUACUCAGGCGCCCUCGGAUUCUCCUCUUGCUUAUCGGAUUCGGAAUCUUCUUAAUAGCAAGAAAGGAGGUGAACAACAACAUCAUCAAAGUGUUGUUGCCUCAGCAGCCCCCUCAACAAGUGCUACCAUUAGUUUUAGCCCUAUGCCUAGUCCUAGCACUAGCAGUAGUGGUUGCAGUUCUAAUGGUGGUUUAAGCAAUGGGAAUCUUUCAGUUAGUGGAACGGUUCAAGAUACACAGUUGUUUGAUGAUGCAUAUAGGCCUGAUAUGAGAAGUUGGAGAAGGGAAUCUGGGUUUGAUACUGAUUUUACAUAUACCACUUCUGAAUUAGGGUUUGAUAGGUUUCUUUAUACACAAGAAACCACGGGUUUACCUGAAGAAACUGGUUCUGAGUUAACAGAGUUCCAAAGCAUGAAAGUUGAAAGGCAGAUUUCAGCUUCACUUCAUGCAAUGAAUGGAGUUGAAGAAUAUAUGGAAACUGUCCAUGAUUCUUCUGAAAACUUGUGGGAUCUUCCCCCUUUAUGUUCUUUGCUCUACUAAAUUAUUUCACUUUACAAUAUUGUUGGGCUCAUCGAUAUAAGGAGAUCCAUACCCUAUAAACAAGAUUUCAAUUUAAAGUUGAAAGAGAAGAGUUUUAACUCGA
This is a messenger RNA of Gossypium raimondii (Peruvian cotton), 1032 nucleotides long. RefSeq names its product ethylene-responsive transcription factor ERN1. The record is from RefSeq and is a predicted model, not a curated record. Lineage: Eukaryota; Viridiplantae; Streptophyta; Magnoliopsida; Malvales; Malvaceae. Bases 33 to 929 code for a protein of 298 amino acids. Gene Ontology annotation, biological process: regulation of DNA-templated transcription. The transcript has a single exon. Gene Ontology annotation, molecular function: DNA binding; DNA-binding transcription factor activity.